UGGGGGCUUGCGGGACUGAUGGAGUGUGGGUUUUUGUGCUCUUUCUGAGGGGGGGGGGGUCCAGCUUUCUCGCUCUCCCUUCACCUGAGUGCGAACUGCGGGGGCAGCUCGCAUGCACAGCCCCCGUAGGCAUCCAGGAAGAAGUUCCCACUCCGCCCGCAAACCCACCUCAAAGGAUUUGCCUCUCUCUCUCUCCCCCCCCCCCAUACAUGCACGUUAACUUCUUCACCGCAGUAAGAGGAGAAAGAUUGCUAAUUUCAGUGCUUUGCAAGAAGAAGCCCUUCAUUUUCAGCAAUGGCAGAGGCGGCGGCCCGGAAGAAGAUGUCGGCGUUCUGGGAGGAACACUCGCGUGACGCCACCAUCGAGGAAAUGAUGCUGGACUCCAGCGCCCGGACCAUCACCCAGGAGGAGAAACCGGAGAUACUGUCCAUGCUCCCCAACACUGACGGCAAGAGGGUGCUGGAACUGGGGGCGGGAAUCGGGAGAUUCACCGGCCACCUGGCCAAGAUCGCCAGCCACGUGACGGCGGUGGACUUCAUGGAGAACUUUGUGGAGAAGAACCGCGAACUGAAUGGUCACCGGGGCAACGUCAGCUUCCUGCAGGCCGACAUCACCCAGCUGGAGUUGCCAGCCAGCAGCUUCGACAUCAUCUUCUCCAACUGGCUGUUCAUGUACCUGACCGACGCGGAACUGAUCAACCUGGCGGGCCGUCUGCUGCUGUGGCUGCAGUCUGGCGGAUUCCUGUUCUUCAGGGAGUCCUGCUUUUACCAGUCAGGUAACGUGAAGAGGAACUUCAACCCCACGGUGUACCGCCGGCCGGCCGAUUACAACCACAUCCUGACCUCCGCCGUCGCCGGGCCUGACGCGGACGGGCAGCUCUGGGGUUUCGAGAUCGUCAUGAGCAAGUCCGUGCAGGCGUACAUCAGGCUGAAGCGCAACCAGAACCAGGUGUGUUGGCUGCUGCAGAAGGUGGCCCGCGACCGCUCGGCCCAUCAGGGCUACCACACCUUCCAGCAGUUCCUGGACGGGCAGCAGUACUCGCGGAGCAGCAUCCUGCGGUACGAGCGCAUCUUCGGGCACGGCUUCAUCAGCACGGGAGGCCUCCGCACCACCAAGGAGUUCGUGGAGAUGUUGAAACUUUCCCCGGGUCAGUCGGUCCUGGACGUGGGAUGCGGGAUCGGGGGCGGCGACUUCUACAUGGCCAAGAAUUACGGCGUGGAGGUUCUGGGAGUGGACCUGUCGGCCAACAUGGUAGAGAUCGCCAUGGAGCGCACCAUAGCGGAGAGCACACCGUUGGUGCAGUUUGAGAUCGGAGACGCCACAAAGAGGGUUUUCCUGGAGAACUCGUUCGAUGUGAUUUACAGUCGGGACACAAUUCUUCACAUAGCCAACAAGGCUGAUCUCCUGAAGAGGCUCUACACUUGGUUGAAACCCGGUGGGAAGUUGCUGAUCACCGAUUACUGUUGUGGUGAGCUGCCGUGGUCAGCCAGCUUUGAGGAGUACGUGCGCCAGCGGGGAUACAUCCUGUACACCGUCCCGCGCUACGGAAAGCUGCUGGAGGAGGUGGGAUUCGUGCGCGUCCUGGCACAGGACCGGACGAAACAGUUCCUGGACGUGCUGGAAGUGGAACUGAGGGGUCUGGAGGAGAACAAGGCGGCCUUCCUGCAGGACUUCGCCGAGGACGAUUACUGCUACAUCGUGCGGGGCUGGCAGGCGAAGAUGUCCCGCUGUGAGGCUGGGGACCAGCGCUGGGGCCUGUUCUAUGCCGAGAAGCCGGGGGACGGCGAGGGCAGCCCGCCCGCCGGCGCCGGGGAGCGGAUCUCCGCCUAGGGGAGAGGGAGGGGAGGCGCCGCCGCGCGGAGCAGUCCGGCGAAACCUCCUGCCGGCAGAGGGAAGACGUACCGAUUCUCCACGGGCCGGCGGGGAAGGCGCAGGAACCAUCGUGUCCGCCGUUCGUCAGAGUUUGAUUCGGGCCGUGCCGGGUUGUAAUCAACGGGAAUAAAACGCUCCGGCUUGCGCCCGGGGUCCGCGUCUCGAUGCGUGAAGGAUCCCUGCUCUCACCCGCUGUCUGUUUCAAUGUUUGGUACUGGGCCACAGAUAAAAAUUUUAAAACUUUCUCCAAAA
Messenger RNA from Mobula hypostoma (lesser devil ray), 2124 nucleotides. RefSeq names its product phosphoethanolamine methyltransferase (gene pmt). The coding region runs from base 295 to 1830 and encodes 511 amino acids. The transcript is spliced from 12 exons. NCBI's taxonomy places the organism in Eukaryota, Metazoa, Chordata, Chondrichthyes, Myliobatiformes, Myliobatidae. Gene Ontology annotation, molecular function: S-adenosylmethionine-dependent methyltransferase activity. The record is from RefSeq and is a predicted model, not a curated record.